Impatiens glandulifera is the source of this 3453-nucleotide messenger RNA. Its product is annotated as katanin p80 WD40 repeat-containing subunit B1 homolog KTN80.4. Gene Ontology annotation, molecular function: microtubule binding. Lineage: Eukaryota; Viridiplantae; Streptophyta; Magnoliopsida; Ericales; Balsaminaceae. Gene Ontology annotation, cellular component: katanin complex. The transcript is spliced from 20 exons. The coding region runs from base 518 to 2989 and encodes 823 amino acids. Gene Ontology annotation, biological process: microtubule depolymerization; microtubule severing. The record is from RefSeq and is a predicted model, not a curated record.
AGGGAAGGGAAGAUAAAUACGUGAGGUUAAAAGAAACCUUUCCAUUUUCAUCUUUCCCCUGAUUCAGAAAUUUCAAAUUGAAAUGACCCAUCUUCUAUGAACAUCGAUAGAUCUAUCUAUCUAUGCUCUAAGGAAGAAAAGGGGAUUACUGGGUUUUUCCAUUACUGCACUCAUCUGCGCCGACAUCCAAGAAAAAAUAUCAUCAGCUCAUAAAAAUCUUCUCUUUGAAGCUGUUUAUAUAACUAUAAAUAGUUGGGUAGCUUAAUUUGGUAUUAAAAUUCCCCCCUUUAUCUCUCAUCAGCCGGGGAACGGAAUAUUGGGUUUGAAAAGUAGUGAAGUUGGUGGGUUUUUAGAUCUGGUGAUUGAGGAGGGUCUAUUUAUCUAAAUCUCAGCGGAGAAUAGAUGGAAGGUUAAAUUGAUAGCUGAAGAAGGUUGGAUUUCGUAGGAGGGUAUUGGAAUACUUUACAUUGCAGAGUGAGGAGGAGGUGCCUUAACCUCCUCUUGAGUUUUCUUCUAUAUGACGAACACAAUUAGAGCUUAUAAGCUACAGGAGUUUGUAGCUCAUGCUUCUAAUGUGAACUGCUUGAAGAUUGGAAAGAAAUCGUCUAGAACUCUUGUCACUGGAGGUGAAGAUCAUAAAGUGAACUUAUGGGCCAUUGGGAAGCCAAACGCUAUCAUGAGUUUAUCUGGUCACACCAGUGGGAUUGACUCUGUCAGCUUUGAUACUUCAGAAGCAUAUGUGGCUGCUGGUGCGGCAAGUGGGACAGUUAAGCUUUGGGAUCUAGAGGAGGCAAAGAUUGUUCGUACCUUAACUGGUCACCGUUCAAAUUGCAUAUCAUUGGACUUUCACCCAUUUGGAGAGUUCUUUGCAUCUGGUUCUCUUGAUACAAAUCUUAAGAUAUGGGAUAUUAGACGAAAAGGAUGCACACACACGUAUAAGGGCCACACCCGAGGGGUCAAUGUUAUCAGAUUUACACCUGAUGGACGGUGGGUUGUAUCUGGUGGAGAAGAUAAUAGUGUUAAGCUUUGGGAUUUGACAGCUGGGAAACUGCUGCAUGAUUUUAAGUGUCAUGAUGGCCCGAUCCAGUGUAUUGAUUUUCAUCCUAACGAGUUUCUUCUGGCUACUGGCUCUUCUGACAGAACUGUUAAAUUUUGGGAUCUUGAAACUUUUGAGCUUAUCGGUUCUGCUGGUCCUGAGACUACAGGAGUACGUUGUAUGACCUUUAACCCUGAUGGAAGAACACUUCUCUGUGGUGUGCAUGAAAGCUUGAAGGUUUUCUCUUGGGAGCCCAUAAGAUGUUAUGAUUCAGUAGAUGUUGGAUGGUCUAGAAUUUCAGAUCUCAAUGUUCAGGAGGGGAAGCUCCUGGGCUGCUCCUUUAACCAGAGUGGUGUUGGAGUGUGGGUUGUAGAUAUUUCGCGUAUUGAACCAUAUUCACUUGGUAAUAUUUCUAGAACAAAUGGUCAUGCAGAAUCAAAACAAAGUUCAGGUGCGAACACACCUGUUUUGAGUGAAAACAAUACAAAAAGCAGUCACGGGAGGUUAUCCAGCUCUCAAAAUCCAGACCCCGUGGCUAAGGAAACAAAAUCAUUGGCAAAGCUUUCUGUCACUCAAAACUCAGAGCCUGUUGCGAAGGAGGCAAAAUCCUUUGGAUCGACAGGAAGUAUCCCGAGUACACAAAAGAUAAUUCCCAACAACAAUUCAAAGGUUACUCCAGCUCCAGCUCCAGCUAGUUCAGUAACAGUUCCUGGUGCAAUAGCUCCAAAGAGGAAUACAGUCAAGGUCCAGCCAACGAUAAGUUCUUCAGUUUUCAACAGGUCAGAAGUCAUACCUGUGAUAAUUCCACGCCAUAAUGGGUUGUUGGAUGUAGCUGAAUCUAAGAAGGAAAUUACUGGCGGAAGACGUGUGCCAAUCUCCAUGCAGACAAAAACAUCUGAUUUACGAAAGAUCUCAAAUGUAAGAGAGGAGCCAGAGAAGCCAUCUGUUACCAUGCAAUCCGAAGCUGAAACUGUGAAGAUCACUGAAUUGAGUAAUAUGAUGGACAAAAACGCAUUUCCAGCAGCAAAAGGUUCAUUAUCAGGAGUUUCUGAAAAUGAGGUGAAUGUGAAAGAUGUCAGAUGCACGUCUUCUGGGAGAUAUAGGACGAAUUCAUUGCAGGAGACGCUUAGCACUUACCAACAUGGUGGCUAUGAAAAUCGUGCUUAUAGGGGCAACAGAGAUGCAUUUUCAUUUGAAAGCCAAAAAGGAGAUGAAAAUCGUGCUUAUAGGGGUAACAGAGAUGCAUUUCCAGUUGAAAGCCAACAAGGAGGUAGGACACGUUCUAUUGUUGCUAAUUGGGAGAAACGAGACAGAUACACUUACCACGAAUCUCCUGCUUCUAGCAAUCUCCCAGACACUGUGCCUGUUUGUAACCCGCAAAGGCGCAAUGUGAGAGGGCACCCUUCUCCAGAAAAAGAAACUGUGUCUGCAACUGAUGAAGAUGUUAUUACAGAUCUGUUGGAUCAACAUAAUCAGUUUGUUGGCUCAAUGCAGUCCCGUCUUGCCAAAUUACAGGUGGUACAUAGAUAUUGGGAUAGGCGUGAUAUUAAGGGGGCACUCCGGGCCAUGGAGAAGAUGAAUGAUCAUGCUGUUCUUGCUGAUGUAAUUGGCUUUCUCACUGAGAAAUCGGAUGGUGUCACAUUAGAUAUUUGCACAUGCAUGCUACCACUUCUAAAUCUCCUUCUUGAAAGUCAAACGGAUAGGCACCAAGGAAUAUCCCUUGAAAUGCUUCUAAAGAUGGUUAGAGUGUUCGGUUCAAUCAUCUAUUCCGCUGUAUCAGCAUCAUCCCCAGUCGGUGUGGACAUUGAGGCCGAGCAGCGGCUGGAACGCUGUAAUCUCUGCUAUAUCGAGCUGGAAAAGGUUAAACAUUGCCUUCCAGUUCUUUCCAGGAAAGGGGGUUCUAUUGCUAAGUCUGCUCAAGAGCUGAAUCUAGCACUCCAAGAAAUAUCAUAAUCAUAAUCACAAACCCCACCAAGAUGAAUGUGUAUAAAGAGAGGUCGAAGUUGACCUACAGUUUUCCGGCCAUAGCAGACCCCUCGGGAUUAAAGAUUUGAUGGGAUAUUACACUUAUUUGUCGUGUUUUAUUUCUGGGCUGCUGCUGUAUUGUAGAUUCUUAGCAGAGAAAAGAAUUUAACUUACUAAUGGUGCUAUGAUUGUCUAACAAAGAUGUCGAGAAGCCAAUAGAAGAUGGUUUUCUCCUCAGGUGCUACUGGUUACCCGUCAGUCACUUCUAAUAUGAUGUUUGAACACAGAAUUGCAGUUCGUGAGGUAAUAUAUGUAUUGCUUUGAACAGUUCGGUUUGUUUUGACGUGUAAGUGUUAGAGAAAACUCAGUUUUUUUACUCUCAUCUGAUGUACUCACCACUUACAAAAUUUGAUGCAAGAUUUUAUACUAUUGUUUAUUGAUUUUUAAGAAUA